Propithecus coquereli (Coquerel's sifaka) is the source of this 606-nucleotide messenger RNA. RefSeq names its product one cut homeobox 3 (gene ONECUT3). Gene Ontology annotation, cellular component: nucleus. Gene Ontology annotation, molecular function: RNA polymerase II cis-regulatory region sequence-specific DNA binding; DNA-binding transcription factor activity, RNA polymerase II-specific. The transcript has 2 exons. The annotation marks the transcript as partial. Lineage: Eukaryota; Metazoa; Chordata; Mammalia; Primates; Indriidae. Gene Ontology annotation, biological process: regulation of transcription by RNA polymerase II. The record is from RefSeq and is a predicted model, not a curated record.
GGGGCGCACGGGCCGCACGCGGGAGGCGGCGGCCCCGGCGGGGGCGGCAGCGGCCCCAGCGCGGGCGCUGCGGCCGAGGAGAUCAACACCAAGGAGGUGGCGCAGCGCAUCACGGCGGAGCUGAAGCGCUACAGCAUCCCUCAGGCCAUCUUCGCGCAGCGCAUUCUGUGCCGCUCGCAGGGCACGCUCUCCGACCUGCUGCGCAACCCCAAGCCGUGGAGCAAGCUCAAAUCCGGACGCGAGACCUUCCGCAGGAUGUGGAAGUGGCUGCAGGAGCCCGAGUUCCAGCGCAUGUCUGCGCUGCGCCUCGCAGCCUGCAAGCGCAAGGAGCAGGAGCAGCAGAAGGAGCGCGCGCUGCAGCCCAAGAAGCAGCGCCUGGUGUUCACCGACCUGCAGCGCCGCACGCUCAUCGCCAUCUUCAAGGAGAACAAGCGGCCGUCCAAGGAGAUGCAGGUCACCAUCUCGCAGCAGCUCGGCCUGGAGCUGAACACCGUCAGCAACUUCUUCAUGAACGCGCGGCGCCGCUGCGUGAACCGCUGGGCCGAGGAGCCGGGCGCGGCCCCCGGGGGCCCGGCGGGCGCCGCCUCCACCUUCUCCAAGGCCUGA